AGUUUUCCAAUCUUCCUCCAUAUUCUUCAACAUGUCAUCCGACCAACAACAGACUCCUUCCCCCAAGGCCACCAUCACUAAGGUGGAUGAGUGCUUCAUGACGGCAGCUUGCAUGAGUGCUACUGCUGGUGUUAUCCUCCGUCACGGUGGUCCCUUCGGUGCUGCUGUUGUUCGUGAUGGUAUGCCUAUCAGCUGCGCUCAUAACACUGUUCUCUACAAUAAGGACCCCACCUGCCAUGCUGAGGUUAACGCCAUACGUCAUGCGGUCCGUCAUCUCGGCCGCUCUGAGCUCUCUGAUUGCGUCUUGUACACUUCAUGUGAGCCCUGCCCUAUGUGCUGGGGUGCAAUCAUGGCUAGUGGCCUCAAGGUUAUGUAUGUUGGUGCUGAUCGUUACUGUGCUGCUAAAUUCGGUUUCGAUGACAAGGCAUUCUAUGACGAGUUUGCCGGUCCCGAAUCUGGUAGUAUGAUGCCUGUCAAUCCUGCUAAGACUGAGGAAGAUGAGAAGUGGAUGGCUAAGCUUACCUCUCAUUCCCACGUCCUUGUCGUCUCGUCCGCUGGUGAACUCGUUGGUGAUAGUCUCUCCCGUGGCUCCGACCGUGGUGACGCUUUGGACACUCCCAUGGUUCGGGCUAUCCGAAUGGCUGCCCUCACUCUCGGUACGCAUGAGUUGAGCGGAUGCAAAGUGUAUGCUAGCACUCAGCCUGAUGUGUUCUCUCAUUGUGCCUGUCUGUGGGCUCGCAUCUCACAGUUGUUCUAUGCCGAACGUGCUGCCGACGAGUCGGAGGCUAGCUACCAGAGGCAGCAGCUCGCUUUGAAGGCUGAGGACCGCGAUUUGAUGACCACUUGGGGUUGCGCUGUCGAGGAGUGUGAAAAUGUUUUCAAGCAGUGGAAGAGUCUUUCUGGACAAAUCUAUUAAGUGUCUUAUACUUUACCCAAGUCGGCCACGGAAUCGAGGUUGCGACUUAGGUUGUAGUAAGUGCUUACAUCUUAUCUAUUGUUUUCUGCUGUAUUCCUACCUGUUAUCAGGCUGAGAAAAUUGUAUUUAUAGUUAC
Perkinsus marinus ATCC 50983 is the source of this 1052-nucleotide messenger RNA. RefSeq lists its product as hypothetical. NCBI's taxonomy places the organism in Eukaryota, Perkinsozoa, Perkinsida, Perkinsidae. The record is from RefSeq and is a predicted model, not a curated record. Gene Ontology annotation, molecular function: zinc ion binding; guanosine deaminase activity. Bases 32 to 916 code for a protein of 294 amino acids. The transcript is spliced from 3 exons. Gene Ontology annotation, biological process: purine nucleoside catabolic process.